AAACGUCGUUGUGUUUAUGGUAUGAUGAUACUUCAUUUUGUCAAAUUGUCAAUCGUCGCAGUCAUUUUAUAGUUUUGUGCAUGUUACUGAGGAAAUAAGAAAAUAAAAGAAGCUAAAUUUCUAACAAAAUGAAUAUUACAUCAGCUGCGGGGAUUAUUUCCCUGUUGGACGAGCCCAUGUCAGAGGUAAAGGAAUUUGCAUUAAAAAGAUUGGACAACAUCGUCGAUGAAUUUUGGCCAGAGAUAUCAGAAUCGAUUGAAAAAAUUGAAAUUCUUCACGAAGACAAGGUGUUUUCUCAGCACCAACUAGCUGCCUUGGUUGCCAGCAAAGUUUAUUAUCAUUUGGGUGCAUUCGAAGAUUCCCUGACAUACGCGUUAGGAGCUGGCGAUUUGUUCGAUGUUAACGCACGAAACGAAUAUGUGGAUACGACUAUCGCAAAAGCUAUUGAUUUUUAUACGCAAAAAAGAAAACUGCUCUUUGUAGACAAUACAGGAGAACCCAUAGAUCCACGGUUAGAAGCAAUUGUUAACCGUAUGUUCCAAAGAUGUUUGGAUGAUGGUCAGUACAGGCAAGCACUCGGUUUGGCUCUAGAAACUCGUAGAAUGGACAUAUUCGAAGAAUCCAUCAUGAAGUCUGAUGAUAUAUCAGGUAUGCUGCAGUAUGCCUUCACAGUUGCAAUGAGCCUGCUGCAGAAUAGGGGCUUCCGUAGCACAGUACUUCGCUCUCUAGUGGGGCUCUACAGAGGCCUCAAUAUACCAGAUUAUGUUAAUAUGUGUCAAUGUCUUAUUUUCUUAGAAGAUCCACUAUCAGUAGCUGAAAUUCUAGACAAACUCACUCAUGGGCCCCAAGAAUCAGUCCUCAUGGCUUACCAAAUAGGUUUUGAUUUAUAUGAUUCUGCAACACAGCAGUUCCUAGGCAGAGUUUUACAAGCAUUGAGAAGCACUGCUCCUAUACCAAGUGCCCUAGGUGGAAAGCCCCAGCCCCAGGGUGGACCUUUCCCAGAGCCUUCCAUGGAAGUUGACCAGCCACAGCCUGAAGAAACUAAGAAACCAGAAAGAGACAUUGAAAGUUUGAAUGAUGAAGAAAAAGAGCAUCAAAGGAGAGUCGAAAAACUGAUUUCUAUUCUUGGAGGUGAAGUGUCCAUUGGACUCCAAUUACAAUUCUUGAUUAGAUCAAAUCAUGCUGAUAUGCUUAUUCUGAAAAACACAAAAGAUGCUAUUAGAGUAUCCAUUUGUCAUACAGCAACUGUAAUAGCCAAUGCUUUCAUGCAUGCUGGAACAACCAGUGAUCAAUUUUUGAGAGACAACCUGGAAUGGUUAGCAAGGGCUACAAACUGGGCAAAAUUAACAGUUACAGCAUCUCUUGGAGUUAUACAUAGAGGUCAUGAAAAUGAAUCCCUUGCUCUUAUGCAAUCUUAUCUACCUAAAGAGGCUGGACCGUCAUCAGGGUACUCUGAAGGUGGGGGCCUCUAUGCUCUGGGUUUGAUUCAUGCUAACCAUGGAGCCAAUAUCAUUGAUUAUCUUUUAACUCAACUAAAAGAUGCACAAAAUGAAAUGGUCCGACAUGGUGGUUGUCUUGGGUUAGGUUUAGCUGCUAUGGGAACUCAUAGACAAGAUGUAUAUGAACAACUCAAAUUCAACCUGUACCAAGAUGAUGCUGUAACAGGUGAAGCUGCGGGUAUUGCCAUGGGGAUGGUUAUGUUGGGCUCAAGACAUGCAGCUGCUAUUGAAGAUAUGGUUGCCUAUGCACAAGAAACUCAACAUGAAAAAAUUUUACGUGGUUUGGCUGUUGGCAUCGCUUUUACUAUGUAUGGAAGACUUGAAGAGGCAGAUGCACUAGUACAGCAGUUAUUGAGAGAUAAGGAUCCGCUGUUGCGACGUGCUGGCUGUUACACUAUUGCAACUGCAUAUUGUGGUACUGGAAACAAUGACUCCAUCCGUACUUUGCUCCAUGUUGCCGUUUCUGACGUCAAUGAUGACGUCCGUCGUGCUGCCGUUACAGCUCUCGGUUUUUUACUGUUUAGAACACCGGAACAAUGUCCAUCUGUUGUAUCACUAUUGGCAGAAUCUUAUAAUCCUCACGUCCGAUAUGGAGCUGCUAUGGCUCUUGGCAUUGCUUGUGCUGGCACUGGGAACCGCGAAGCCAUUGGUCUUUUAGAACCUAUGGUUAAAUUCGACCCUGUUAAUUUUGUGAGGCAAGGAGCAUUAAUUGCAUCUGCUAUGAUACUUAUUCAACAAACUGAAGCUCUUUGCCCUAAAGUUACUUACUUCCGUCAACUAUAUGCACAAGUAAUUUCAAAUAAACACGAAGAUGUUAUGGCUAAAUUUGGCGCCAUUUUAGCGCAAGGUAUUAUUGAUGCUGGAGGUCGUAAUGUUACAGUGUCUCUUCAGAACAGAACUGGACAUAUGAACAUGCUUGCUGUAGUAGGUAUGUUGGUAUUCACACAAUAUUGGUAUUGGUUUCCAUUGGCUCAUUGUUUAUCACUUGCUUUUACACCAACAUGUCUUAUCGCACUCAAUUCUGAUUUGAAGAUGCCACAAAUGGAUAUAAAGUCUAAUUCAAAACCAUCUUUGUAUGCCUACCCUGCUCCAUUAGAAGAAAAGAAGCGUGAGGAAAGAGAAAGAGUUACUACUGCUGUUCUGAGUAUUGCAGCAGCCAGGGCUCGCAGGCGGGCGCAUGGAGCUGAUGGAUCAGCCAGCAGUGUAACAUCAUCUACAACUUCCAAAAUGGAUGUAGAUGAAGAGGACAAAAAGCCGUCCAAAUCACCAAAUCCUAAUAUCACCGUUCAUGGCAAAGCUGAUAAAGAUGGUGGAUCAUCUAAAGAUGGAAAGAAGGAAGAUAAGGAAGGAAAAGAGGGCGAAGAAAAAGAAACUAAAGAAAAGAAAGAGCCUGAACCAACAUUUGAGAUUCUUAACAAUCCAGCCAGAGUCAUGAGACAGCAAUUAAAAUCCAUCACAAUUGUUGAUGGUUCAGGUUUUACUCCUUUGAAGGAUAUCACUAUUGGUGGCAUUGUAAUGUUGAAUCAUUGUGGUGAUGGAGAGCAAGUUCUUGUGGAACCUGUUGCAGCCUUUGGACCGAAAACAGAAGAAGAGAAAGAACCUGAGCCCCCAGAACCUUUUGAAUACUUAGAUGAUUGAUACAACCUCUUUGACUAAAAAAUGUUAUACAUAACAACAAAUAAGUAUAAUGAUUGUGUAAUGUAUUGAACAAUUUAUAGUUAUUAGAGUAAAAAAAAUAUUGAGAUAUUCACACUUAUCUACUAACUUAAAUGUUGUGAUUUUCUUGUCGAAUUAAUGAUAAAUAAAAUUUUAUAAAAUG
This is a messenger RNA of Diatraea saccharalis (sugarcane borer), 3318 nucleotides long. Lineage: Eukaryota; Metazoa; Arthropoda; Insecta; Lepidoptera; Crambidae. The record is from the annotation of a GenBank genome assembly.